Durusdinium trenchii is the source of this 429-nucleotide messenger RNA. Lineage: Eukaryota; Dinophyceae; Suessiales; Symbiodiniaceae. The record is from the annotation of a GenBank genome assembly.
AUGCAUGGACAAGGAAUGCCGCAAGAUUUGCUCUUCAGACCAUGGUCCAGAAAUAGCCAUUCCAUCUUUCACACAUUUGUGGAGGAGAUGCCCCGUGUGCCAAAAUCUCUAGGCCCAGAGAAAAAGACGGGCGUUGAUACGCCUGUCGCUUCUCGUUCCGACGAGCUGAGCGGCGAUCCUGAUGGCUUUGCCGGGCGGUUGAAGUCAAGGUUGGGGGCAUUCAUUGACUCCAUGGAACGACGAGUCUUUGUCUCUGUUGACUCGCAGAUCCACACGGCAGCUAUGGCCUCCAAAAUUUGCAUGGCAGGCAGCGACUUGCUUCAGCAUGAUGAUAAGAAGGCGACCAUGAGAGUGGACGAGAUUCUCCAGUCUGAAGGCAGAUCUCAGAUGAAAGGUCUCAAUUGGCAACUCCAGUACCAGCUCACCUAG